Messenger RNA from Sceloporus undulatus (fence lizard), 1742 nucleotides. RefSeq names its product eukaryotic translation initiation factor 3 subunit J (gene EIF3J). Gene Ontology annotation, cellular component: eukaryotic translation initiation factor 3 complex; cytoplasm. The record is from RefSeq and is a predicted model, not a curated record. Lineage: Eukaryota; Metazoa; Chordata; Lepidosauria; Squamata; Phrynosomatidae. The transcript is spliced from 8 exons. Bases 123 to 875 code for a protein of 250 amino acids. Gene Ontology annotation, molecular function: translation initiation factor activity.
GCCGCCUGCGGCCUGUCCCCGGCUUCCUCAGCGUCACUUCCGCUUCCUCCCGGCGUGCUCCGCGCGGCCCCGCCCCUUCUUCCCCGCGAGGGAGCGAUCGAGCGAGGGCUGCGACGGUCAAGAUGGCGGCCGAGGCGGACUCCUGGGACGCGGAGGCAGCAGCCUCGGAGUCUUCUUCGUCGGGCCGACUGCGGCUCCCCACCGCCGCCGACCGAUGGGCCGGAGAGGACGAGGACGAGGACGUCAAGGAUAACUGGGACGACGAGGAGGAGGAGGAAGAAAAGGAGCCGGAGGUGAAGCCAGAACCCAAAGUGUCAGAAAAGAAGAAAAUAGUAGAAAAGAUAAAAGAGAAGGAAAAGCUGCAGAAGAAAAAGCAAGAGGAGAUCAAAAGAAGGUUAGAGGCAUCGGAAGAAUCUAAAGAACUUACACCAGAAGAACAGUUAGCAGAUAAAUUAAGGCUUCAGAAGCUGCAAGAAGAGGCAGACCUUGAGUUAGCAAAAGAAACCUUUGGUGUAAAUAGUACAUGUGGAAUAGAUGCCAUGAAUCCAUCUUCAAAAGACGACUUUACGGAAUUUGGCAAAGUAUUAAAAGAAAAAAUAACCCAGUAUGAGAAGUCCCUAUAUUACCCUGGUUUUUUGGAAACGUUAGUCCGAGAUAUAUGCAUUUCAUUGGAAGUUGAUGACUUGAAAAAGAUCACAAAUUCCUUGACUGUGCUAUGCAGCGAGAAGCAAAAACAAGAGAAGCAAAAUAAAGCCAAGAAGAAGAAAAAAGGCGUGGUGCCGGGUGGCGGUCUCAAAGCGACGAUGAAAGACGACCUGGCGGAUUACGGCGGCUACGACGGUGGCUACGUACAAGACUUCGAAGACUUCAUGUGACGUUUCUCCUCUCUGUUGUCCUUCUGUUGCCCAUAAUCCCUUAAAUGUGUAGCACAACUUCUUUCCUUUAAAUUCUGCCAAAUGCUACAAUCAAAAGUAAGAAAACGACAAAAAAAGGUGCAGUAUCUUUGUGCUCUUGGCAACCACCUUGUCAGCAUUCGGCUGCUGGGGCAUCGGGAGGCUCAUCUUGAUGCCAAGGGAAAAACCAAAUUAUGCAGCUCAGCUGUCUAUUCAAUCAUAGGAAUCAACAGAAACUUUGGCAACGUGUGGCUUCAGGGCAGAAGCAGCAGUGAAUUGGGAAAUUAGUUUCAACAAAGCCAAACUGGUACGAUUCUUACCAGCACGGUUUAGUCAUAACAGCCUUAACUGUACCUCUUCCACAGACGACAACAGCAGUUUGCAGCAAGAGCGUGGUGUGCAUUUAGUCUCUUUUUUUAAUUAUUAAGAAAGGCUUUAUCUAUUACAUUAUUAGAGCUUGGAAAGGUUUGAGAGUGGCCUGAGGGGAGGAUUGUGCAUUAGGGGUGCCUCUGGGAAACCCCCUCCAUCUCCACACUGCUUGAAAAUGACACAGAAACAGUUAACUUGGGCUAGAAGGGGGUGGUUCUCUUGCGUUGGGGGACUGAGCAGUUUAGUUUACUCUUCUGAUUCAUUGGGGGACAUCUUUGCCACCAGGUUUGGGUGGCUCUAGUUUGACCUCUCCCAAGACUUUGGCUGUUUUUGGUUGGGUUUUCUUUCUUUUUCCAUAUACAGGAAUCCUGCUUGGCGAGCUGCAACAGUUGGGCAAAUUGUUAUGUUAACAAUUAUGACAUCUGCAAAUGUUUUAUAAAAGCAACUAAUUUAAUAAAAUCACUAUUGUGAGGACUGAGA